GUUGUAGGUAAGUUUCCAACAUGUAUCGCUUGGCAUUCAUUUUUUUCUAUUUUAUCGAAUUUUGUAAUAUUACAUGUAAUAUAUUCUAAUAUAAUAUUCUUAAUUUUCUCAAAAUAUUUUGAUUAUUCAAUGAAAAAAUAAUUAAGGUGAGAAAUAUAAUACGUAUGAGUUUGUCUUUUCAUUGUAAAAAUAAAAUGUAAAAUGUCUAAAAUAUUCUCUUUAAUUUGCAUUUUGUCUCAAUUUCGUCAUCUAGUUUAUUGGUUUCUUGGUACAGCACACUAAAUUUGAUUUGUUUUCUUUUAAGCAGGUGCAAGUGGCUUUCCAUCAAUAGUAAAAAAUAAAAAUAAAAAGAGUCAAAAAGACAUUCAUUCCAUAAAUAGAUUCAGCUUAGCCUUAUAAGGUUGCAGAGGCUUUCAAUCAUGGUUUUCCUGCACUGUUUGUUUCCCUACCAUCUUGUGAAGCAUAAGAACAGAAAAAAAAAACAUGGCAGGAGAAGCACUUCUCGGGGCUGCAUUUUCAGUGCUGCUCGAGCGUUUGACUUCCCCCGAGCUCGUCAAGUUCUUCCUUGGUCGAAAGCAUGACGAAAGGCUCCUCAAGAAGCUGAAGUUGAAGUUGCUUGGACUUAACAAGGUGCUCAAUGAUGCAGAGGACAAGCAGAUCACUCAUCGAGCUGUGAAAGAAUGGCUGGAUGAGCUUAAAGAUGCCGUUUACCACGCCGAAGACUUAGUGGAUGAGAUUGCUACUGAGGCUUUGCGGUGCAAGGUGGAAGCUGAGAACCAAAGUGGCCCAAACCAGGUACAGUCUCUGAUCUCGUCCUUCAGUAAAUUAUUUGACGUUGAGAUAGAGUCCAAGUUAGAGAGGAUGAUUGAUGUAUUAGAAGAUUUUAUGAAAGAAAAAGACGUACUUGGUUUGAGAGAAGUUGGUGGACGGAAUUGGUCCCAAACCAGGUUGCCAACAACUUCUUUGGUGGAUGAAUCUUGUGUUUAUGGACGGGAGAAUGACAAGGAAGAGAUAAUGAAAUUGUUGCUCUCAGAUGGAGAAAGUAGUAAUGGGAUAGAUGUGAUUCCGGUUGUUGGAAUGGGUGGGGUGGGCAAGACCACCCUUGCUCAACUUUUGUACAACGAUGGUAGAUUGGAUGGGCACUUUGUUAAGAAAGCAUGGGUAUGUGUCUCUGACGUAUUUGAUGUUUCAAGGGUCACACUAGCAAUUGUUGAGGCAGUCACUGAGAAGGCUUGUGAUACAAAGGACCCAAACUUGCUUGCGGUCAAGCUGAAGGAAUCAUUGAGUGGGAAAAGGUUUCUUAUUGUCUUGGAUGAUGUUUGGAACGAGAACUAUGACAAUUGGAAUGCCUUGAUGACUCCUUUCAGAUUUGGAGCACAAGGGAGUAAGAUUAUCAUUACAACGCGCAAUGAGAGCGUUGCAUCUAUCAUGCAAACAGUUCCUAUUCAUGGUUUGCAGAAAUUACCAGAGGAAGAUUGUUGGAAAUUGUUUUCCAAACUUGCAUUUGAGAAGGGAGAUUGCAAUGCACAUCCUAACCUUGAAAGGAUUGGUAAGGAGAUAGUGAAAAAAUGUAACGGUUUGCCUUUAGCUGUAAAAACAUUGGGUGGUCUUUUGCGCUCCCAACGAGAUCUCAAGGAUUGGAACAACAUACUGGAGAGUGCCAUAUGGGAGUUAUCAGAGGAGAAGAGCAAUAUCCUUCCAGCAUUAAGAUUGAGCUAUCAUUAUCUCCCCUCGCAUUUAAAAAGAUGUUUUGCAUACUGUUCCACAUUUUUUAAGGACUAUGAAUUCAACAUGGAGGAAUUAGUCUCAAUUUGGAUAGCAGAAGGUUUUUUGGAGAAGCCCAAGAAUAAUAAGACAGUGGAAGAAGAAGGUUAUGAGUGCUUCCGCGAAUUGCUUUCAAGGUCAUUUUUUCAGAGAUCAAAUGCUAAUGAUUCUUUGUAUGUCAUGCAUGAUCUUGUUCAUGAUUUAGCUCAAUAUGUGAUGGGAGAUUUCUGUUAUAGGCUAGAGGAUGGCAACCCACACGGUAUUGCUGAAAAGGUGCGUUAUUUCUCAUUUGUUCGAAGUAGAUUUUGUAGUUUUGAGAAGUUCAAGGAAAUAAGGGAGGCUACGUGUUUAAGAACUUUCCUACCAUUCAAGGGUAGAGGUGAAUUAAUCAAGUUGAGCAAAAAGGUUGUGGAUGAGAUUUUGCCAAGAUUGACACGUUUACGGCUGCUGUCGCUGUCGGAAUAUGGGAUUGGAGAAUUGCCAUAUUCAAUUGGCAAUUUGAUACAUCUACGCUUUUUGGACCUUUCUCGGGCCCAAAUCAGGGAGUUGCCAGAAUCAGUUUGUACACUGUACAAUUUAGAAACAUUGUUGUUAUUUAAAUGUGAUCUUCUAACAACAUUACCGGCAGAUCUUGUAAAACUGAUUUCAUUGCGUCACCUUGAUUUAAGCGGAACCAACUUAAAAGAGAUGCCAAUGAAUAUAAGUAGGUUGAAAGAUCUCCAACAAUUAACUGUUUUUGUAGUAGGAAAGUGCACAGGUAUUAGCGAGUUGGGAGAGUUCCAUUGCCUUCGCGGGACAAUCUCCAUCUCAGGAUUGCAAAAUGUAGAAAGCGGCAAUGAUGCGUUGGAAGCAAAAAUGAGUGAGAAAAAGCAUCUUGAAAAGCUAGCGUUGGAAUGGAAUAGCACUAUAGAGGACUCACAGAAUGCAAGAGAUGUACUUGAAAAGCUAGAGCCUCAUAAAACCUUGAAGCACCUUGAGAUAAAAAACUAUGGAGGCACAAGAUUUCCUACUUGGUUAGGAGAUCAAUCGUUUUGCAAUAUGGUGUCGUUACAUUUGGAGAAAUGUGAGAAUUGCUUUUCCUUGCCACCACUCGGCCAAAUGCCCUCUUUGAAAGAGCUUACCAUUGCAAGGAUGCCAGGAAUAACAAAUGUGGGCCAUGAAUUUUAUGGAGAGAGUGGAUCUUUAAGCAAACCGUUUCAGUCGCUCGAGACUCUGCGUUUUGAGAAAAUGUCGGGUUGGGUGAAUUGGUGUAUAUUAGACGCUGGAGAGUUCUCUCGGCUUCAAAAGCUUGAGGUUAGCGACUGUCCCAAGCUGAUCGGACACUUACCGACGAAUGUUCCUUCUCUGGCGAGACUUAAGAUAGUGGACUGCCCAGAGCUUGUGGCUUCACUCUCAAGGACUACUUCUAUAAGCAGUCUAGUGUUGAAGCAAUGCCAAGGGGUACAGUCGGAGUGGCAAAGUGUGUCUUCUGUUGAAAAACUGGAGAUUUCAGGCUUUGAAAGCUUGAAGGAAUUUGCAAGCGAGCUGGUAACGCUAACAAAUCUGAAGGAGCUGAAGAUAGAGAAUUCAAGUCUCUGUGUCCCAAUAUCUGAGGAGAUCAGCCAGUGCAGUAUGUUCCUUGAAAGGCUGACCUUGGAUAGCUGUGAGAGCCUCAAAUCCCUCCAACUAGGUUUAUUCCCAAAGCUUCAAUCUCUGGGAAUCAUGGAUUGUAAAAAUUUUGAGACCCUGUUGAUUCCGGAUGGCAUUGUGCUCGAAAAUGUGACAUUACUUGAGAAACUUACCAUCAGUAAUUGCAAUAAUAUGUUAUCUUUUCCCUGCGGAGGAUUACCUGCUCCAAAUCUGUCUUCUUUGAUUCUCUAUCGUUGUGAGAAACUGAAGGCUCUGCCAGAACAAAUGCACACCCUCCUUUCGUCUCUUCAGUCGUUAGAGUUAUCCAGAUGUCCAGAAAUUGAGUCUUUUCCGGAAGGGGGUCUGCCCUCCAAAUUGGGUCAUCUUAAAAUCUGGAAUUGCAAGAAACUUGUCGGUGGCCGAAGAGAAUGGGGUUUGCAAACACUACCCUCUCUCACAAGCUUUUCACUGUGGGGUGAAUCCGAAGAUGUGUUGGAGUCGUUCCCCGAGGAUGGGCUGCUGCCCCCCACUCUUACAUUUCUCCACUUCGGAGAUCUGCAGAAUCUCAAAUCACUCAACAAAAGGGGCCUUCAACUUCUUGGCUCUCUCGAAUGCAUGUGUUUUUUCAUUUGCCCUCAGCUCCAAUCCUUUACGGUAGAGAGAUUACCCACUUCUCUCUUAGAGCUGUAUGUUAGCGGCUGUCCAUUGCUGAAGCCUCGUUGCCGCAGGAAGGAAGGAGAAGACUGGCAUAAGAUUGCUCACAUCCCUUUCAUAACUAUCAAUGAUGAAGUAAUCAGUGAAUAAGUCCAUCUACGAUAUGUGGCCAAGGAAAACCAAAGCUUCCCACUCAGGCAAAGACCGCAGCUUUCUUAUUUGGUUUUCAAGUUCCUGAGUUUGGAAGUUAGUUGACUGAUAAUAAACAGCUACAGGCAUGUACAGCUAUGGAGGUUGCAUUGCAUGGCUUCUAAAAGCAGGCGGAUCUUGGGUGGCCAAAAUUGUAUGAUAAGCAAUGGCAGAUCAUCUAGGCCGUGUUUGGAUUAGGACUUUGUGAAGGCUAAUAUUGUAGGGCUACGUUGCUGCAACAUCUGUUCCAGCUAUAAUAAAUGUGUCACUAUUAUGGCAGAGAAAGAAAGAAGUACCCAUGUGUCUGGCUUUUGAGAACUUCCAGUCACAAUCGGGACGUGCAUCCCUCGCCAUUUUUACCAGGAAACAGUACCAUUGCAACAGCUAGCAAGAAGCCGUUCCAACGAAUCCUUAUGGGGAAAAUUACCUACAGUCAUUGAGCUCUUCACAUGGGAUACGUUAUGCAGCCAGCUCCAGUCUCAAAUGUUUCUUCCAUCCCAAUUGGUUUACAUAAUUGGUUUUAAUUCCACUCAUGCUCGCACUAAAGGAUAGUUCUCCUCACCAGAAUAAUUCUCAACUUUGAAGCCAGAACUUUUGGCAUUUGCGAUGUUUAUAUGAAGGAAAUUUUGCUGCAAACUCUGAUUCUGUUGAGAUGUUGACACAUUUUAUACAAGAUGAACUUUGCUACUCCGCCGGUAACCCCUCAGACUACAGUAAACCAGUAAAACCCUUUGUCCAUGCAGCCCCUCCUGUGUUCAGGAAUGUGGAGCAAUACCAGCAGCCGACAUUGGGUUCUCAGCUGUAUCCUUUAAUUUUUUAGGGAACCAACAACCCCAAUUAUCAAACUGGACCUCCUGGGAACUACAGUUCCUGGACAUGGGUCCAACACAGCCCUACUCAGCCAGCCCAAGUUCAAUCAGCCAGCACAUGCCCAACACGGUCCAGACAGAUGAUACUUCAAAUGUACCCAGCAACAACCUGUCAUUCUGGCCUUGACGCGGCUUUUUAAUGAGACAUCGAAGCACUGGGAAGUUCACGCGCAAGUCUAGCUAAGAAGCGAGAAAUUGAUGAUAAUUCAAGGAAAAUAGGUGCCCUUGUUUGCCAAGCUUAACAGCGGGGACAUCUCAAAAGCUACUGCUGAAAAGCUUGUUCAGCUUUGUCAGUUGUUGGAUGACGCUGAUUUCAGUACUGCUUUUCAAAUCCUGGUGCAACUUACGACUAGUGACUGGGAUGAGUGCAAUUUCUGGCUACAACACUUUAAUGAAUGAUCAAGACUCGGCAAAUUGUGAGAUGAAUUGGAACGGAAAACUCCGCCCAGCAUUAAAGUUGGAGUUUGAAAUUCUGUCAUUGUGGUGUUAUGCCUGGGCUCUGAUACCUUUAUAUAUACAAGAACUCGGAUUUUCAGAUAGGUUACGGCAGGCUUAUGGUUCCAAUUUCUUGGUGUUUUAAAAGUAGUAAACAGAUGGAAGUUCUCAGGACAUUUGUGGACUUUGCUAAUUGUUUCACAGUUAUAUUUUGAUGUGUUUAGAAAUAGAUAUAUGAAUAAGUAAUUUUUUUUUUUUUCGCCACAGUCCAUGCAUUAAGUUGCUUUGGGUGACUAUCUUCCAACUUGUUGUCCCUUCACCCUUGUCAAUGAUUUUGAAUUUCUAUUGACUAUUGAACAAGAUCACUUCCUGUUGUAGCAAUGGUGUGUCUUUUUUGUUAGGAGAAAAUCCUCUCCAAUCUCUGAUAUGUAUUGGACCGUACGUUCAGUUUUGAAAAUCCUUCCAAGGUU
This is a messenger RNA of Rhododendron vialii, 5989 nucleotides long. RefSeq names its product putative disease resistance protein At3g14460. The coding region runs from base 484 to 4176 and encodes 1230 amino acids. The record is from RefSeq and is a predicted model, not a curated record. NCBI's taxonomy places the organism in Eukaryota, Viridiplantae, Streptophyta, Magnoliopsida, Ericales, Ericaceae. Gene Ontology annotation, molecular function: ADP binding. The transcript has 8 exons. Gene Ontology annotation, biological process: defense response to other organism.